AUGGCCAAUUCAACAAAAUGCUUCAAAAUAAUAAUUUUGCUCAUAAUGAUUACUACAAUUUUUAUCGAACCAAUUUACACGUCUUCAAUUAUAAACGAUCUUAACAAAAGACAAUAUCCUAGUUCACAAGAAUCAAAGGCACCAGAGACCUCACAAGUACAAACAGAAACUAUAAAACCACCAGAUACUUCGGUGUCAUCACAAGUUCCUGAUGCCUCGCCUACUCCAGUAACCCCAGUUCCCCCAGUAACUUCGCAAACUACAAUUACAACAACAACUCCGAUUGACACCAGCACGCCUGUUCCAAAUACUACUAAUCCUUUAACACCUGUGCCAACUACGCCAGUGGAUUCAACUAUACCAUCAUCGCCAAAAACAACUGUGAGUAAUAGUAAUACCACCACUAUAUCAAAUACUGCCAUCACAGGAAACACUACAACAUUAUCGACUACAACAGCAACUCAAGAACCCAUCACAACACCAACUCAAACAGUAAUAACACAAAAUGGAAAAAGUGAAACAAUUACAAAGUUUACAACAACUCUGGCAACUGUGACAGAGACAAUACCUGGCUAUACGACAAUCACAAGUACGACAGGAACAAACGGUGAACUGACAACUUUUGCAACUUAUAUACCACCAAGUACUGUGGUGGUCGUUAAGAAGACAAUUGCGCCAGCUAACCAAGAAUCUCAGAAUAAUAAUAGUAAUUCUUUAAAGCCGACAUUGGAAUAUAACAUUAUUAGUAUUAUUCUUAGUGUUUUAGCAAUAA
Molecule: messenger RNA, 772 nt
Organism: Entrophospora candida
Lineage: Eukaryota; Fungi; Glomeromycota; Glomeromycetes; Entrophosporales; Entrophosporaceae
Source: the annotation of a GenBank genome assembly